AUGUGUCCCGGCCUUUCCCCCGACAUCCAACAGGUUGAUGAUACCAGGAAAACAGCUGUCAUCGACAGAGAGCUCUCUCGGCUAGGUGUAGACAUUGCAUGCUUGCAGGAGACGAGGCUUGCAGACAGUGGCACCCUCAGAAAAGAUAGCUACACCUGCUUCUGGAAAGGAAAACCCCCUGAAGAACCCCGCCAGCAUGGUGUCGGCUUUGCCAUAAGGAACACACUGAUGUCCUCCAUCGAGCCCCCUUCAGCAGGCACAGAGAGAAUUCUGACCCUCCGCCUGUCCACGUCUUCCGGCUCAGCCACCAUCAUCAGUGUGUACGCGCCCACGCUGUACUCUACCCCUGAGGAUAAGGACCAAGUGGGAGCUCACCAUGAGGCUUGGCUUUCCUGUCUCGGUGCCUACGGACGCGGGAAGAUAAAUGACAAUGGCCAGCGACUGCUAGAGCUGUGCUGCUACCACAGCCUUUGCGUCACCAACACCUUCUUCCCGUGCAAAGAAAUUCAUCAGGUCUCCUGGAGACAUCCUCGUUCACACCACUGGCACCAGCUUAACUUGGUAUUGACCAGACGCAAGAACCUUGCCAGCGUCCUCCUCACCCGUACCUACCACAGUGCUGACUGCGACACUGACCAUUCCCUCGUCGCCAGUAAGGUGCGCAUUACCCCGAGAAAGAUACACCACAGCAAGAAGAGCGGACGGCCAUGCGUCAACACCUGCAAUGCCAGAAACCCCCUUAAGAUGCAGGGCUUCCAAAACCUUCUCAACGUGACCCUAGCAAGGGAGAUGUCUGAAGACGACACCACAGACCCCAUCUGGUCCCACCUGCGGGACUCGAUCUACAGUGCAGCCAUCUCCGCUUACGGAAAGAAGGAACACAAAAAUGCUGACUGGUUUGAGGCUCACUGGGACAGGAUGGAGCCUGUGGUUGAGGCUAAGAGGAAGACCCUUCUGGCCUACAAGAAUGCUCCAAACCCCACCACGCUUACUGCACUCAGGGUUGCCAGGAAAACAUCCCAGCAGACAGCUCGUCACUGCGCAAACACCUACUGGUUGAAUCUCUGCAGUAGAAUACAGCUUGCUGCAGACGUAGGAGAUGCAAGAGGGAUGUACAAGGGCACCAAGAAGGCGACAGGUCCAGCGCCCAGUAAGUCCGCCCCCCUCAAGACCAAGACAGGCGACGUGAUCACCGACCAAGGCAAGCAGCUAGAACGAUGGGUUGAGCACUACCUGGAGCUGUAUGCCACGCAGAAUGUUGUCACUGAUGCUGCCCUUGCCGACACCCCCGACCUGCCUGUGAUGGAGGAGCUUGAUGCACUGCCCACAAAGGAGGAGCUCAGCAAAGCCAUCAGCAAUCUCUCAAGCGGAAAGGCCCCAGGGAUUGACAGCAUUCCAGCAGAGGUCCUAAAGAGUGGGAAACCUGCACUACUCAAGCCCCUGCACACCCUUCUCUGCAAAUGUUGGGAGAAAGGACACAUCCCUCUGGACAUGCGUGAUGCAAACAUCGUCACCCUGUACAAAAACAGACCCUCGCCUCCCGUGUCUACCCUGAGUCCCAGUGUGGCUUCUGUGCAGGCCGGUCAACAAUAG
Messenger RNA from Penaeus chinensis, 1593 nucleotides. RefSeq lists its product as uncharacterized. NCBI's taxonomy places the organism in Eukaryota, Metazoa, Arthropoda, Malacostraca, Decapoda, Penaeidae. The transcript is spliced from 2 exons. Bases 1 to 1593 code for a protein of 530 amino acids. The record is from RefSeq and is a predicted model, not a curated record.